GCGUAUCAUUGGACGCCAAAGCGGGAAUAUAUUGCACUUUCAAGAAUGUGAAUGGACAAAUUUUUGCGUGAUAUUUGAAAUUUCCUACUUUAAUGUGAUGCCAAACCUUGACCAAUGUGUAUUUAUGAGUAAUAUGUAAUUAUGGGACAGUGUUUUGGAACAGAAGACGGUGGAUUUUUGCCUUUUCGGCAAAAGCGAGGCUAUGAUCGCUUCACAACGUUCGCUCCGAAGAGCAAAUGGAGAUAUGCUGAUGAACACUUAUUGACAGAAAUACAGGAUCCACGUUCUGAUGAUGAACUUGAUUUAUCAGAUGUAAGACGUCAAACAGGCAAUGGACUAAAUUCGCAACAAAAUCCCCAGUCCUCAGCAAAUGUCAGGACAGGACUCAGACAAGAAAGGCCAGAAAGAUAGCAAGCACAAGUUCAGGACAAAUUCAUUGAAGGAUUCACCUCUCUAGGAAUAUAAUCUACAAUAUGCUGGCAAAUAUUAGAAUUAAAUGUUAUAUUAUCAAUUGUAAUGUAACCCAUUGACAGAAGCAAUUGCACCAGGAGCACUAAUAUCAAACAGGCAUUUAUGUGUGUGACUACUUUGAUGGCCAGUAUUAAUGGUGGUGCCAUUGGUGUGCAGUGAAGGAAAAAUGUUUUGUGAGAAGCAAAGGGGUAUGCGUAUUGCAUGCCAACCAACUGCCAACUGCAUAGGCUGGUGUUGUGGUCACCCAUGAAUGGCAGUUUUGAUGUUGAAUUUCAUUGACAAGAAAAAUUAUUUUGUAGCAUUUGUAUCAAGGGAUUUUUGUAGGAAAAUGUAAUGGUCUAAAAUAAUUUAUUGAGCCAAGUAUUUUCAGUGGCUUUGUCUGAUCCAUUGUCGAUAAAGUUGGGUAAAUAUUUUUGGAUAAUUUGGCUCUUAAUGUAUUUAGGAGUUAUGUUUUCAUUGUUUGACUCAAGUUUGAAACUUGGCAUGAUACAAAGUAACGUAAUCAGCACUGGACUUUGAACAAACUUCUUAAAAGAGUUUUUGUGAUAAAAUGCAUCAAAGACCUGCUAUUGCAGGUGAGGAAUAUAUAUUUUGCACAAUCUGUCCUUUGUAAGUUUUUAAACAUCUAAACGUUACCAUAGCUGUUCAUUGUCAAAUAAAGUUUUUUGAAAUUGA
This is a messenger RNA of Stylophora pistillata, 1146 nucleotides long. RefSeq lists its product as uncharacterized. Lineage: Eukaryota; Metazoa; Cnidaria; Anthozoa; Scleractinia; Pocilloporidae. The record is from RefSeq and is a predicted model, not a curated record.